Hyla sarda is the source of this 2821-nucleotide messenger RNA. RefSeq names its product syntaxin binding protein 1 (gene STXBP1). The record is from RefSeq and is a predicted model, not a curated record. Lineage: Eukaryota; Metazoa; Chordata; Amphibia; Anura; Hylidae. Gene Ontology annotation, molecular function: syntaxin binding. Gene Ontology annotation, cellular component: plasma membrane; secretory granule. Gene Ontology annotation, biological process: intracellular protein transport; neurotransmitter secretion; vesicle-mediated transport.
CUCCAUCCUCCGUACCUCCAGCUCUCUCCUCCCCUGCAGUCGCUUCUCUCUCUCGGAUCGGAUCUAGCGCUUGUACCGGACAGGAUGGCACCGAGCGGGCUGAAGGCGGUGGUGGGAGAAAAGAUCAUGCACGAUGUCAUCCGUAAGGUUAAGAAGAAAGGAGAGUGGAAGGUGCUGGUUGUGGAUCAGCUCAGUACCCGUAUGCUGUCCUCCUGCUGCAAGAUGACUGACAUUAUGACUGAAGGAAUUACAAUCGUUGAAGACAUUAACAAGCGGAGGGAGCCACUUCCUAGCCUGGAGGCCGUGUAUUUGAUCACACCAUCCGAAAAGUCUGUUCACUCUCUCAUCAAUGACUUCAAAGAUCCUCCUUCCGCUAAGUACCGAGCGGCACAUGUCUUCUUUACUGACUCUUGUCCAGACAGUCUGUUCAAUGAGCUGGUGAAGUCACGAGCAUCCAAGGUCAUCAAGACUUUGACGGAGAUAAACAUUGCCUUUCUUCCUUACGAGUCCCAGGUUUUCUCCCUGGAUUACCCUGACUCCUUCCACAGUUUUUACAGCCCCCAUAAGGCUCAGAUGAAGAAUCCCAUCCUGGAACGUCUUGCUGAACAGCUUGCCACCCUGUGUGCUACCUUGAAAGAGUACCCAGCCGUACGCUACCGUGGAGAUUACAAGGAUAAUGCGAUGCUUGCACAGCUGAUCCAAGAUAAGCUCGAUGCAUACAAGGCUGAUGAUCCAACUAUGGGGGAGGGUCCGGAUAAAGCGCGCUCCCAGCUCAUCAUCCUGGAUCGCGGUUUUGAUCCUGCUUCUCCAGUCCUGCAUGAGUUAACAUUCCAGGCCAUGAGCUACGAUCUCCUUCCAGUGGAGAAUGAUGUCUAUAAAUAUGAGACCAGUGGUAUAGGGGAGCAGCGUGUCAAGGAGGUCCUGCUAGACGAAGAUGAUGAACUCUGGGUGGGCUUGCGUCAUAAGCACAUCGCCGAGGUGUCCCAAGAAGUGACUCGCUCCCUAAAGGACUUCUCCUCCAGCAAGAGGAUGAACACAGGUGACAAGACCACCAUGAGAGAUCUUUCCCAAAUGCUGAAGAAGAUGCCUCAGUAUCAGAAGGAGCUCAGCAAGGUUCCACUCACAUAUUAACACCCAUCAAAUUCCUUCAAGACCUCAGACACCCAGACUUCCGAGACAGCAGUCGGGUGUCAUUCGAGGACCCGGCUCCCAUCAUGGAGUGAGGUCUAGCGAGCUGGGACAAAAAGCUCCACCCAUGUCCUCACCCCUCAGAAACUCCUGGACGCCCUGAAGAGAUUGAAUAAGACAGAUGAUGAGAUCAGCAGUUAGGUUUCCCCUAAACCCCCAAACUCUCAUAGCUCUCCCCCCCUUAUCCGUUCCUGCUCCCCCACCAGCUGUUGAGGAUCAGUCUUCUUCGGUUCUUCUUUGCCCCCCCCCCAGCAAAAAAGGGAGUCCUAACCCCAGUACCACCCCAUCCCGCCCUACUCGUAAACCAAUGCGAAUUAUUGGCCUUUGAUCAAGGCUUCUUAUCAUUACGGCAUGGAUGUACUUUUGGCCAUUUUGUACUCCCCCCCCCCUUUCCCCAUCGAGCCCUCCCUCCUGCAUUGUGGCGAUUGUAACCGUCUGUUCGUCCUGAAAUUUGUAAUGACACCAGUGAUUUUUGGAAUAUUGCCUAUUUUUCACGCAUUACAUUCCGGGUACCUGUAUACACCGCGUGCACUGAGAUCUUUUCCGUUGUGCAAUUGCGUUGCUUUGCAGCCGAAACCCUUCUUCUCCAUAUGCAACCUGUACCAGGGAUGUGCACAGGUUGACUAGAAAGGGGGCUUGAAGCCCCUGCCCUUUUCCUGUUCCUGGGCAGACUGGCAUGUGGGCAUUUAUAUAAAUAAUUAUAAGUGCCCAUUUUUAUUUAUAAUUUUUUUUAUUUUUAUUUUUUGAGUUCAGCCCCUGCCCCCCAAAAUGUCUGUGCACGUCCCUGACCUGUACUGCAACAUAGUCUGGGGGGCGGUCAUAGAACGCUUCUCUUCAUGUCUUUCUAUGCAGUUUCCCACAAUGCACUUUGCAAUGCUCCUCUGCCUAUCUAUCAAAAAAAAAUUGAAGCAGAGUGUUCCAGCCUGCAGCAACUAAAGCCCCCCACCCCCACCCCUUAUCGCCAUGCGAUAAAGCACAACCGACCGAGGGGUUAACUAUCCGGUGACGCCACGUAUCUCGAUCACAGUCUAGAACGCGCCACAUCCCACGCCCAUUGACGUGUAUGUCCAAACGCCAUUGGUCCCAAGCGAACCUUCCCGACCCCGGUACCCACCAACCGAUUUGUUAUCUGUUCAUGAAAUGCGUGUUUUCUGUAUUCGAGUGAGCUUGUCCCCCCUCCCCCCCACUACUUGGAAACGAAUGCUUGCAUCCUUAAUGUGUGUAGCAACCUAAAUGUCUGAGUUUGGUUUCCGUCCUAAUAUAUAUAUAUAUAUAUAUAUAUAUAAAGAGAUAUUUAUGUUUUUAGAUAGAAGGGGUGAGGCUAAGGCCUUGACUGCGCCAGACUGCAACCUUAACUUAUUGUGGCCGUUUAAAUCACUGUUUCGCCUAAAUAAUAGCCAGGAAUGGAAAGCGGGCGCCGAGCCGUCAAGAAAGGACGUUGCGAUCUGUGAUGUUAUAAUCCAUUGCUGCUUAUACCACAUCUGUACACGUUUUGUUCCGUAUGGAUAGGGGACAAACCCAGGACACAACCCUCAGCCUCACUCCUCCCUUUUCCUGUAAUAUUCGUUCUGUGAUAAAGUUUGUCAUUUUUGCCUGCAAAUAAUAAAGAGGUUUUAAAAAGCAUGAAAAAAAA